Coturnix japonica (Japanese quail) is the source of this 2204-nucleotide messenger RNA. RefSeq names its product mab-21 like 1 (gene MAB21L1). NCBI's taxonomy places the organism in Eukaryota, Metazoa, Chordata, Aves, Galliformes, Phasianidae. The record is from RefSeq and is a predicted model, not a curated record.
UCCGCCGCGGCCGAUCCCAAAAAGCAGGAAGAGCAUCCGAGGAGCAGCCGCCGCCCGCGGGAGCCGCGCGUUCCACUCCGGAGGCGGCAGCCCGAUUCUCCCCGAAGUUGGCUCCCGCUUUAGCAGCCGCAUUGGAUCCCACAGCCUACUGCGAGACUCCGGUGUACAAUCCGGAUCUCUGCCCCAACAUGAUCGCGGCCCAGGCCAAGCUGGUGUACCACCUGAACAAGUACUACAACGAGAAGUGCCAAGCCAGGAAAGCCGCCAUCGCCAAGACGAUCCGCGAGGUGUGCAAGGUGGUGUCGGACGUGCUGAAGGAGGUGGAGGUGCAGGAGCCGCGCUUCAUCAGCUCCCUCAACGAGAUGGACAACCGCUACGAGGGGCUGGAAGUCAUCUCCCCCACCGAGUUCGAGGUGGUGCUCUACCUCAACCAGAUGGGCGUCUUCAACUUCGUGGACGACGGCUCCCUGCCGGGCUGCGCCGUGCUGAAGCUGAGCGACGGCCGCAAGCGGAGCAUGUCGCUCUGGGUGGAGUUCAUCACGGCCUCGGGCUACCUCUCGGCCCGCAAGAUCCGCUCCCGCUUCCAGACGCUGGUGGCCCAAGCCGUGGAUAAGUGCAGUUACCGCGACGUGGUGAAGAUGAUCGCGGACACGAGCGAGGUGAAGCUGAGCAUCAGGGACAGGUACGUGGUGCAGAUCACGCCCGCCUUCAAGUGCACGGGGAUCUGGCCGCGGAGCGCUGCCCACUGGCCGCUGCCCCACAUCCCCUGGCCCGGCCCCAACCGCGUGGCCGAGGUGAAGGCGGAGGGCUUCAACCUGCUCUCCAAGGAGUGCUACUCGCUGACGGGCAAGCAGAGCUCGGCCGAAAGCGACGCCUGGGUGCUGCAGUUCGCAGAAGCCGAGAACAGACUGCAGAUGGGCGGCUGCAGGAAGAAAUGCCUCUCCAUCCUCAAAACGCUGCGGGACCGGCACCUGGAGCUGCCCGGGCAGCCGCUCAACAACUACCACAUGAAGACUCUCGUUUCGUACGAAUGCGAAAAGCACCCGCGGGAGUCGGACUGGGACGAGGCGUGCUUGGGCGACCGCCUCAACGGCAUCCUGCUGCAGCUCAUCUCCUGCCUGCAGUGCAGGAGGUGCCCGCACUACUUCUUGCCCAACUUAGACCUCUUUCAGGGCAAACCUCACUCGGCCCUGGAAAACGCGGCCAAACAGACGUGGCGACUGGCCAGGGAGAUACUGACCAACCCGAAAAGUUUGGAGAAACUUUAGAGGGGAGCCCUAAAAGGGCCCGGAACCGGCUUCUUUCCCGACGAAGUUUUAAGCUUCCCUUUCGAGAAGUCAGAGAUUUCCACUUGACAAUGCAAACAGUGUUCUCUUAAAAAAAAAAAAAAGAAAAAAAGAAAGAAAGAAAAAAAAAAAAAAAAAAAGAAAAAAAAAAAAAGGAAUAUAGCGUAGGCUCUUCACCGAGAAAAAGCGAAUGAAAGCCGCAAGCAUCACUAUCACCCUCCUCGUCACGGUUUCUCGCGAAAAUGAUAAUAAUAAAACAAUAAAAUAAAAAAAAUCAAUGUGUUACCCGGAAAGCGAAAUUGGCCGUGAUUUACCGCGGCUCUGAGCACUCCGCCCAGGAACGGUACCCACGGAUUAUAACAAACGCGGUCUUUUUCUGUACACCCCCCCAUUUACUCCCCCCCCCAACCCCCCCCCACCCCGUGAGUAAACGCUGUUUGGAGACGCCACCUGACCGACCCCGAUGUACCUUUUGAUUUGUAUCAGAUAUUGUGAGCUCACAUUGUCUUUGAAAUUGUGGAUGUUGGUGUUGUGUGAUUUGGUGAACAGAAGUUAAAUUGCCAUUUUGGAUACUUCAAGGACAUUUUCUGCUAACGAGGAGAUACCAUUUGAAAAGGUAGAUUUUAUCACGGUACUUUUGUUAAUUGUCUUUUGAAGUGUCUGAACUUAACGAGUUUACAUUUUUUCGUUUCAUAUAUAUUGCUUGUUCUAUUUCUAACAUUCCAUAAAUAUACUUGAAAUGUUAUUUAAAUAUAUUCGAAAGAAAUUUGGAUUCUGCUUAUAUAAUAACGCUUGAAUAUUGGAAUUAUAUAUUUGAAAAUGCACUUGAAAUACACUGGAUAAUUACCUUUUGUGAUUUAGAUUUUAAUUUCUGUUGCUGAUUUAUUUAAUUACGAGCUAAUAAAUGAAAUAAAACGC